AUCAGAAACAACAACAUUUAUUUUUAUUUCAUAUACUAUUAUUUUACUCUCAUGAAGUAACAAAGAAAGAUAAUGGUUCUGCAAUGAUUUUCACUAAAGAAAAAGUUGAGCAAUAAUUGAUUAAUUUGAUUGUUUUAGCAAAAAGUUAUAGUGGGAGAAAAAACAAGGUGGUACAAUAAUUAUGACUGGUCCACACGGCUAGAGGAAAAUGAGAAGGAGGUUUCGUGACUAAUGUUAAAUGCACAACACUGAUAAUCUACCUUCCCAGUUUUUUUUAACAGAUCCGAGAAUAACACAACACUAUCAUUUCUUCUCAUGGCUGUGCAAUCACCUUCUUCUUCUUCCUCUUUGUCUUCCUCUUCCUGCAAUAAUUUCAACUAUGAUGUGUUCAUUAGUUUCAGGGGCACCGACACUAGAUUCAGUUUCACUGGUAAUCUCUAUAAAGCUCUUUCUGACAAUGGAAUCCGAACCUUCAUUGAUGACAAGGAUCUUCAGAGUGGUGAUGAGAUCACACCUUCGCUCCUCAAGAACAUUGAAGACUCGAGGAUUUCCAUUCUUGUAUUCUCUGAGAACUAUGCCACUUCUUCGUUUUGUUUGGACGAACUUGUCCACAUCAUUCAUUGCUCCAAGGAAAAGGGUAGCAUGGUUAUUCCUGUUUUCUAUGGCAUAGAACCUUCUCAUGUGCGACAUCAGAAUAGUAGUUAUGGUGAAGCACUUGCUAAGCAUGAAGAGGUGUUUCAAAAUAACAAGGAAAGCAUGGAGCGUUUGCGUAAAUGGAAGAAAGCUCUUAACCAUGCUGCUAACUUAUCUGGCCACCAUUUCAAUUUUGGAAAUGAAUAUGAACACCAUUUUAUUGGGAAAAUAGUUAAGGAUGUCUCCAACAAGAUCAACCAUGUUCCUUUGCAUGUUGCUGAUUACCUUGUUGGACUUAAAUCUCGAAUAUCAGAAGUGAAUUCACUUCUAGAAUUGGAAUCUAAUGAUGGAGUCUGGAAAAUAGGAAUCCUUGGAACUGGAGGAAUGGGAAAAACAACACUUGCUCAAGCAGUUUAUAAUUCGAUUGCUGAUCAAUUUGAAUGUAAGUGUUUCCUUCACGAUGUGAGAGAAAAUUCACUUAAACAUGGCUUAGAGUUUCUCCAAGAGCAGCUCCUCUCCAAAUCAAUCAGAUUUGAAACUAAGUUUGGACAUGUUAAUGAAGGAAUUCCAGUCAUAAAACGAAGGCUAUCUCAGAAGAAAGUUUUGUUGAUUCUCAAUGAUGUUGACAAACUAAAUCAGUUGGAGAAUUUGGUCGGAGAGCCUGGUUGGCUUGGUCAUGGUAGCAGAGUCAUCAUUACCACUCGAGACAAAUGUUUGUUAUCAUCUCAUGGAAUUAAAAAAAUAUACGAAGCAUAUGGUUUAAACAAGGAACAAGCUCUUGAAUUGGUAAGAACGAAGACUUUUAAAUGUAACAAAACUGAUGCAAGCUAUGAUUACAUUUUAAAUCGUGCAGUUAAAUAUGCUUCUGGCCUUCCAUUAGCUUUAGAAGUAGUGGGUUCCAACUUGUUUGGAAAGAGUAUAGAAGAAUGCGAGUCUACAUUAGAUAAGUAUGAAAGAAUUCCACAUGCAGAUAUUCAAAAGAUACUUAGAAUAAGCUAUGACUCUUUGGAUGAAGAACAACAGAGUGUCUUUUUGGAUAUUGCUUGUUUCUUUAAAUGGCAUGAAAAAGAGUAUACCCAAGAGUUACUUCAUGGUCAUUAUGGUUAUUGCAUAAAAAGCCACAUUGGAGUGUUGGUUGAUAAAUCUCUCAUAAAAUUUAAUAGUGACCCUAAUGUGUCUGAAUUCUUAGCAGUGACAUUACAUGACUUGAUAGAGGACAUGGGUAAAGAAAUCGUCCGACAAGAAUCAAUUAAAGAGCCUGGAAGGCGCAGUAGGUUGUGGUGUUGUGAUGAUAUUGUUCAUGUUUUACAAGAAAACACAGGAAGUAGUAAAAUUGAAAUGAUAAUUCUGAAAUAUCGUCCCUCAACGGAACCUGUAAUAGACAUGAAUGAAAAGGCCUUCAAGAAGAUGACAAAUCUCAAAACACUUAUCGUUGAAGAUGACAAUUUUUCUAAAGGUCCCAAGUAUCUUCCGAGUAGUUUGAGAGUAUUGGAAUGGAGUGGAUUUACUUCGGAGUCUCUAUCAUGUUUUUCGAACAAGAAGUUCAACAACAUUAAAAACUUGACAUUGGACGGUUCUAAAUAUUUAACCCAUAUAUCUGAUGUCUCUGGACUUCCAAAUUUAGAAAAGCUCUCAUUUCAUUGUUGUCAUAGUUUAAUUACAAUUCACAAUUCAAUUGGGUACCUGAUUAAACUUGAAAUCUUAGAUGCAUGGGGUUGCAACAAGCUUGAGAGUUUUCCACCCUUACAAUUGCCCUCUCUUAAGGAAUUGAUAUUAUCUAGGUGUUCGAGUCUCAAGAAUUUUCCAGAAUUAUUAUGCAAGAUGACAAAUAUAGAAGAGAUUGAGUUACAUCGUACUUCCAUAGGAGAAUUGCCAUCUUCAUUUAAAAAUCUCAGUGAACUUCGUCACUUAAGCAUAUCAUUUGUCAAUUUAAAAAUUCUUCCCGAGUGCCUUAGUGAAUGUCACCGUCUUAGGGAGCUUGUAUUGUAUGGCUGCAAUUUUCUUGAGGAAAUUAGAGGGAUUCCACCGAAUCUAAAUUACCUGUCUGCAAUAGAUUGCAAAUCAUUGAGUUCCUCAAGCAGAAGAAUGUUAUUGAGUCAGCAACUACAUGACGCUGGAUGUACCAAUAUUAUUUUGCCAAGCGGAACAGAAGGGAUUCCAGAUUGGUUCGAGCACCAAAGCAGGGAAAACACAAUUUCCUUCUGGUUUCGUAAAAAGAUCCCUUCUAUAACAUGUAUUAUUAUUGUUCCGGAUUAUGUGGUACAUGAAAAAUUCUUGUUUCUCAAUGGCAAAGAAAUUACUCUUACUGAUCGUUUGUUCUAUUAUGUUGAUCAUGAUGAUGAUGUUGUAAUCUGGGGACAUGCAUUUUUGUUUGAUCUGAAAUUGGAGCAGCGUAUUAACGAGAGUUUUGCAAAUGAGACUGAUGAACUGUACGAAGCAUUUAAAAAUAAUGAAUGGAACCAUGUGGAACUUAAGUGCAAGAUAUAUGGUCGUAAUGAUUGGAGUGACACGGAGGAGGAUGAGGAAGAGAUUAACAUAUUAGGCAGUGAUGAGAAAGAGAUUAAAAUAGGAAUCCACGUGUCGUGGAAGGAGAAAAGUAACACGGAGGGGGAUGUGGUAUUCACCAAUCCUUCUAGUAGAAAGAGAAAACUAGAUGAAUAUCUUUUCAAUUAUAGCAAUACUUCAUUAUCACAAUUUGUGCCUCCUCUAAAAAAGCAAAGAUUGAUGGAAGUUAGAGUUUCAGAGACAGAGGAGGAUGCUGAUUAUUUUAGUAAACAGUUUCUAAUUGGAAUGCACUAGGAGAAAAGCAAAAUGAAGGAGGAUGUGAUAUUGAACAAUACUAAUAGUUGAAAGACUUGGGGUACAUUCCUUAGUCUAGGUGCAUCAAAUUGGAGGAGGAUGUGGGGGAAAUGAUAUUCACAAAUCCUUCAUUAUCACAAAAGAUAACGAAACAAUCUGAAAGAAAGAUGUAGGGUACAUUCCUUGGUCAUAAAGUUAACUCUCAAUCUCAACAUUGGAGAAAGGAGAAGCCAUAGCCAUCAACUUGAACUUUUGUUUGACUAUUACAUAAGGGUGCUUUGUAGACAUCAGAAGCAAUCAGGUCUAAUGAAAGGUCGGCCACUUCGAAAACAUAAAUGUGAUAAGGAAGUGAUGUUAUGAGAUGGUUGGGGUUCAAUUUCAUGAUUCCUCCGAAUCUGUUCAUUCUUUGGGAGAAUUGGGAUGGGGUUUCGGGUGUUAAAAAGAUGCGUAAUGGCUUUCGGAUGAUUUGGCAUGCGGUGGUAUGGAGUAUAUGGCAUGCUAGAAACGAUAGAAUUUUUAACAAUAAAAUUGGAGAGGUGGAUGCUCUAGUGGACGACAUCAAGGUCUUAUCUUGGAGAUGGCAUUUGGACCGGUCCAAUUCUCCGGCUUGUAUGUUCUAUGAAUGGCAUUGGAACCCAAAGGAGUGUCUGUUGCGGUAAAGGGUGUCAUUUCUGUUUGCAUUGCGAGGUUGAGGCUGAGGUAUACGGUGUCUGCAGCUGUAGAAUGCUGUCAGUACGCAUAUAGCAGCAUCAAUUUUCUGUGUUUUUGCAACAGGGUGCUGCGGCUGGGUUUCCUGCUGUCAUAGCAGUUUUUUUCUGUUUUGGGAUCUGUUUUGGGGUUUGUUUUCCGGUAUGUCGGAGACAAUUGUAUAUGUUUGCCUCUCGAGUUUGUUGUGCGUCCUGUACACUCUCGAUCUCAAUAAAAUUUGCUGAUUU
Messenger RNA from Medicago truncatula (barrel medic), 4367 nucleotides. Its product is annotated as disease resistance protein RUN1. The coding region runs from base 316 to 3432 and encodes 1038 amino acids. The record is from RefSeq and is a predicted model, not a curated record. NCBI's taxonomy places the organism in Eukaryota, Viridiplantae, Streptophyta, Magnoliopsida, Fabales, Fabaceae. Gene Ontology annotation, biological process: defense response; signal transduction. Gene Ontology annotation, molecular function: ADP binding. The transcript has 6 exons.